Messenger RNA from Acanthocheilonema viteae, 390 nucleotides. Lineage: Eukaryota; Metazoa; Nematoda; Chromadorea; Rhabditida; Onchocercidae. The record is from the annotation of a GenBank genome assembly.
AUGCAACAAAUGAUUUUUUUUUUUCAAUUUGAGAAAGAAAAUAACGAGGACAGAACGGUGGAUUACUGGAGUGCAGGCACGGUGGCGGGAAGUAAGGAGCACUUGGGUACCGUCAAAAAGGCGAGCCCAUCAAGAAAACAGGGCUGCUGCAGUAAUACGCAGUUAGCAGCAGCGGCAGUUGCAACCGUGAUAUCACCGUUAUCGUCAUCUAUCAUAACCGCAAGAUAUGUCGUCAUUGAGCAGCGGUCACAGCAGUACAUCAAGCAUGAGCAGUACCAGUACAGACCUCAGUUCUUGCAACAUUACAUAAAGCCUCCUGGUAAUGACCUAGACAAAUCCAUAACAGUUGAUGAAGUUCGAAAAAUGAAAGUUAAAUGUAAUAUGACAUAA